Trypanosoma rangeli is the source of this 1108-nucleotide messenger RNA. RefSeq names its product DNA polymerase kappa. Gene Ontology annotation, molecular function: DNA-directed DNA polymerase activity; damaged DNA binding. The record is from RefSeq and is a predicted model, not a curated record. The transcript has a single exon. Gene Ontology annotation, biological process: error-prone translesion synthesis. Lineage: Eukaryota; Euglenozoa; Kinetoplastea; Trypanosomatida; Trypanosomatidae. The annotation marks the transcript as partial. Gene Ontology annotation, cellular component: nucleus.
AGGGAGCCUCGAUAUGCUGUCUACGACCAACUACGUAGCGCGACGAUACGGUGUGCGCUCCGGGAUGCCAGGGUAUAUUGGCAGGAAGCUGUGCCCCUCACUCGUCAUUGUGCCAACCGACUUUGACGCGUACCGUGCGGAGAGCGCCGUGGUGCGGGGAAUUGCGGCCGAGUACGACCCCAACUUCACUAGCGUGGGCCUUGACGAGCUGACGAUGGAGGUGACGGCGUACCUGCGGGCUCACCCUAGCAUGACUGCGGCGGAUGUUGCGUCCGAGUUCCGCGCGCGUGUGUUCGCGGAGACGCAGCUGACUGCCAGUGCAGGGAUUGGCCCGACGGCGACACUGUCCAAGAUUGCGAGCAACUACAAGAAACCGAACGGCCAGCACGAGCUGCAGCUUCGGACGCGCGAGGAUGUGAUGGACUUUAUGAAGAACCUUCCGGUGCGAACCGUGCCUGGGAUUGGCCUUGUGCAGGAGGCCGCUUUAGGUGCCCUGGGUAUCCGCACCUGUGGCUCACUGUUAAGGCAGAAAACGAAGCUGUGUUUUUUGUUUCCGGAGAAAACGUUUCGAUUUUAUCUUUCGUCGGGACUUGGGGUGGUGACGAGCCACGCGGACCGCAUGCGAAACGAUAGGGCACAAAAAACCAUAGGCCAUGAAAUCACCUUUAAGCGUCGUUUGAAGAGCGAGGCGGAGUUGAAGCAACUUGUGCGGAAGGUUCUUGUGAUGGCGCACACCACCCUGCUGCACCGACGUGAGACGGCGCGACACGUCAUGCUGCACCUGAAGAGACGUUCCUUUGAGGGUCAUCAGUAUGGUGCGACCUUGACGGAGGCUACGGAUGAUUUUGGCGCUCUAUGGGAAGCGACGCAUGACCUCCUCCAGCCCCAUCUUGUUAUGUUUAACGACUUUAGACUGGUGGGUGUGCGACUAGGGAAACUGCGCUUGAUAUCUGAACUGCGGCAGAUACAAAAUGACUUGAGUAGGCGUUUUCCUGCACGUGCCAAUGCUUGUCUGCUUUCAGCUGAGCAGAGUCUUAAAAGGCUCGGCAGUGCACACGUGUUGCGACCUCCAUCUAAGAAGAUGAAGCGGGUCAUGAUCUCCGUCUAG